CUGCAGAAGUUUGUUUGCCCCCUCAAAUGAGUCCUCUACACACCUGUGCUCAUGUUGCGGCUGUUUAGUUUCCAUGGCAACAUCACCAAAUACGGUUCUCGGUUUGCUCGAUGGGAUCAUCAGAAAUAAACUGAAGUUAGUUUUAUCAACGAGUUAACACUAGCUAACCUCUAUUUCUUAAGUUUACUUAGUAAGUUAACGUUGAUUGUUACAUUUCGGUUACUUUAUAACGGUUAUAAUGUAAAGUUACAAAGGUGAACUCAGUUUAACGGGUUAGCUAGCUAACUUACUGUAACUCGGCAGGCCAAUCACAUAAAGUACUAACUAGCUCAGCUAACCCAGUCAGUUCAGUCAGUUCAUUAUUAACAAACCAUUAUUAUCUGCUUGUCAGAUAGCAACUAGUCCGUUGUAGUGAACCGCUAGUUUUUGUGAAAACAAGCCAAAUUGACCCAGAAUGUCUGAGAUGGACGAAGAUGUAGUCUUGUCGGACGUAGAGGGAGAGGAAGAAACGCACCGAGGAUUUGGAGAGGACAAGAAGGUACAGGCUUGCCAUUUGACCCAAGAAACCAUAAACCAGGGGCUCUCAUUACUGUGCCAAACAGGAAAUGGACUUGCACACGCAUUUGUCAAACUGGACCUAAAAGACAAAGGACUGAAUGACAUAGGUGCAAUCAGCCGUUAUAUUCACAUUCGUUUUCUGGAUGUAUCCAACAACCACCUUACUGAUCUUUCUCCUCUGGCAUCUCUGACCCAGCUGCUCUGGCUGAAGGUUGACAGUAAUGCUGUGGCAUGCUUCAAAGGGCAACCUUUUGCUCAGUUGACGUACCUGCAGUGGCUGAGUAUGGCAGUGAACCAGCUAACAGACCUGGAUGGCCUGGUCGGGCCUGCCUUGGAGAGUCUCAAUCUUACAGGUAACGGUAUUCAGAGAGUCAGUGGUCUUCAGAGUGGCUGUUUUGCCAACCUGGUGACUCUAGAACUCAGGGGAAACCACUUGGAUACCACUGAUGGCAUCAACCUUCCGAAUCUGCGGCAAUUAUAUCUGGCCCAAAACGUUAUCAAACACCUGGAGGGUUUAGAGAGGUUAGAGCGCCUCACCACCCUUCACCUUCGAGACAACCAGCUAGAUACUCUGGAUGGCCUCAGCCCCAACAUGAAGUGUCUCCAAUACCUCAAUGUCAGAGGCAAUGCAGUCUUAGAUGAGAAUGCCCUGCAAUGCCUCAGGCUUGUGUCAAAAACUCUGCGAGCUUUGGUCCUUUCUGAGAAUCCUCUGGUGGAAAUGACAGACUACCGGCUGAGUGUACUGAUUCUCCUGCCACAGCUGGAGCGACUUGACAAAGAUCCUGUCUCCCCUGAGGAGAUGACUGAGGCCCUGGAGAGAAUCAAGGAACUUAAAGAAGAGGAAAUAUCAAAGCCAUAAGAUUUGCAAUGAUGGCCAAAAUGAGGAAGUGUUUGACUUCUUUGAAAACACAGGUUUGGUGUGUAUAGGUGGGUGAUUGUGACUGUGUUGUAUGAAACAAAUUGUAUAUCUUGAUAGAGUAUCUUGUAUGAUGCACUUUGUAUCAUCCGUAAAUUUGGGUUGCUUGUCAUGUUCUUACACUAUUACAGCAAAUCUAUUUUUUCAACAAUAAAAUUUUGAAAAUGUUA
Molecule: messenger RNA, 1644 nt
Organism: Siniperca chuatsi (mandarin fish)
Lineage: Eukaryota; Metazoa; Chordata; Actinopteri; Centrarchiformes; Sinipercidae
Gene: lrrc23
Product: leucine rich repeat containing 23
Exons: 8
Coding region: 455-1417 (320 amino acids)
Molecular function (GO): protein binding
Source: RefSeq, a predicted model, not a curated record